Molecule: messenger RNA, 942 nt
Organism: Gastrolobium bilobum
Lineage: Eukaryota; Viridiplantae; Streptophyta; Magnoliopsida; Fabales; Fabaceae
Product: homeobox protein knotted-1-like 6
Exons: 5
Coding region: 1-942 (313 amino acids)
Biological process (GO): regulation of DNA-templated transcription
Cellular component (GO): nucleus
Molecular function (GO): DNA-binding transcription factor activity, RNA polymerase II-specific; DNA binding
Source: RefSeq, a predicted model, not a curated record
AUGGAGAACCUGUACGGCUUUCACUACUCAGAGCAGUCAUCUAUGGCUCCUCCGCCGCCGCUAUUAACAUCGACCAGUCACAACGUGAUUUCAUCAAUCGGUGCCCAGUUAGUCCGGUCCGGACCGGCGCAGUUAGUCCGGUCCGGUUGUUCUUCAUCGGAUGCAGAGUCGUCUAAGGUUGUCUUGCAGCAGGACGAGGAUGAGGUUUCCAAAGUUCUUGGUGCUAAAGUUGCUUCUCAUCCUCUUUUUCCUCAGCUUCUCCAUGCCUACAUCGAUUGCCAGAAGGUGGGAGCGCCGCCAGAGAUGGCGCAACUAUUAGAUGAAAUCAGAGGGGAGCAUAGUGAUGUGUGUCAGAUAUCUACCUUCUUCGGUGCUGAUCCUGAGCUCGAUGAUUUCAUGGAUACGUAUUGCAAUUUAUUGGUGAAGUUCAAAUUGGAUCUCUCAAGGCCUUUUGACGAGGCAACCGCGUUCCUCAACGACAUGGAAACGAAGCUUAACUCCAUCUGCAAUGGUCCUCAUGCCAGAAACAACACUCCUGAACCUGAUGAAGUUACUGCGUCAUCUGAGAAGGAUUUUAUUAGGAAGGAGAAAGAGGCAAUAGAAAGCAAGAGGAUAGUUGAAGUUCAAGAGCUGAAGGAUAAUCUGCAACGUAGAUAUAGCAGCUACAUUAGUAGUCUAAAGCACGAGUUUUCCAAAAAGAAGAAGAAAGAAAAGCUACCAAAAGAAGCAAAGCAAAUCUUACUUACAUGGUGGAAUAUUCACUUUAAAUGGCCAUACCCAACGGACGCAGAUAAGGUUGCCUUAGCUGAAUGGACUGGCCUAGACCAGAAGCAGGUAAACAAUUGGUUUAUAAACCAAAGGAAGCGCCAUUGGAAAUCUGAAAUGCAAGCUACACUUUCGGAUGGUCUCUAUGGACCUCUCUGCUUCAGUGAGAGUGACUAA